Molecule: messenger RNA, 807 nt
Organism: Pseudophryne corroboree (corroboree frog)
Lineage: Eukaryota; Metazoa; Chordata; Amphibia; Anura; Myobatrachidae
Gene: EEF1B2
Product: eukaryotic translation elongation factor 1 beta 2
Exons: 6
Coding region: 62-745 (227 amino acids)
Biological process (GO): translational elongation
Cellular component (GO): cytosol; eukaryotic translation elongation factor 1 complex
Molecular function (GO): translation elongation factor activity; guanyl-nucleotide exchange factor activity
Source: RefSeq, a predicted model, not a curated record
UAUAAGAGGCGCUGCACAGGCCCCGGCUCUCUCUCUCACCCGCCCUGCAGCCGCCAUUACCAUGGGCUUCGGAGACCUGAGAUCCGCCGCCGGCCUGACCGUGCUCAACGAGUUCCUGGCCGACAAGAGCUACAUCGAGGGGUAUGUACCCUCCCAAGCGGAUGUUGCAGUGUUUGAGGCCCUCACCAGCGCUCCACGUGCAGAGCUGUGCCACGCACUACGCUGGUACAAUCACAUUAAGUCCUAUGAGAAGCAGAAAGCCAGUCUGCCUGGAGUGAAGAAGCCUCUGGGGAAAUAUGGCCCCGUGAACAUUGAAGACACGACAGACAGUUCUGCCAAGCCUGCUAAAGAGGAGGAGGAUGAUGACAUAGACUUGUUCGGCUCCGAUGAGGAGGAGGAAAGUGAAGAGUCCAAAAGAAUUAAAGAGGAACGUCUGGCUCAAUACGCGUCAAAGAAGUCUAAAAAACCAGCACUUAUCGCAAAGUCUUCCAUCCUACUUGACGUGAAGCCGUGGGAUGAUGAAACGGACAUGGUGAAACUAGAAGAAUGUGUUCGAAGCAUUCAGAUGCCUGGCUUGCUGUGGGGCUCAUCCAAACUUGUUCCAGUUGGGUACGGCAUCAAGAAGCUGCAGAUCGGGUGCGUGGUGGAGGAUGACAAAGUUGGCACAGACGACCUGGAGGACCAAAUCACAGCCUUCGAGGAUUACGUACAGUCCGUUGAUGUCGCUGCUUUCAACAAGAUCUGAUUUCACUGCACAUCACCAACCUCAUUCUGGGCACUUCAAAUAAAGCAUUUACUGAUCCUUCA